Molecule: messenger RNA, 2379 nt
Organism: Cyphellophora attinorum
Lineage: Eukaryota; Fungi; Ascomycota; Eurotiomycetes; Chaetothyriales; Cyphellophoraceae
Product: Ingression protein fic1
Exons: 6
Coding region: 1-2379 (792 amino acids)
Source: RefSeq, a predicted model, not a curated record
AUGGCGACGAAACGCACCAUGCCCGCUGGGCACACAGCUGGCAUUUUCGCCGAUAUGACGCUUGAUGGCCCGGAAAUAGGCACCCUAGUUGCCAUCAUCGAUCGAGCAAAGAACCUUCCCAACCGCAAGACCAUGGGCAAGCAGGAUCCAUACUGUGCCAUGAGACUGGGCAAGGAAGCCAAAAAGACGAAUACCGACCGGCGAGGCGGACAGACGCCUAGGUGGGACCAAGAACUCAGAUUCACCGUACGCGAAGCACCCGACUACUACAAGCUCAAGUGCUCCGUCUUCAAUGACGACAAGAAGACGGACUUGAUUGGCGAGGCCUGGAUUGACCUGACUGAGCUCAUUGUACCUGGCGGAAAAGCUCAAGAUUUCUGGCAGCAGCUCAGCUACAAGGGAAAAUACGCCGGUGACAUCCGUCUCGAGAUGACCUAUUACGAUACCAAACAUAACCCCGAGAUCGAAGCAACCAAAGAGAGACAACGCCAGCGAGCAAACACGCCCAACAGCGAUGCAGGCUCGCUAUCCGGUCCUCGACAGCUCGGCCCUCGAGAGAUCAAGCGACGACCACUGCCCACAGGCAGGUCAAACAAUUCGUCACCGGCAGGAUCACCAGCAUACAUUUCGCCGGAAUACAGGCCGCAGCCACAGCAGUGGAAUGGCGGCCCAGAAGGACCCGAUGACUACAAUCAAUAUUGUCAGCCUCAGUACCAAGAGCCGUAUGCACCUGUACAAGAUCCCUUUGCCGCCGACGCAAGGUACGAUCAAGAGCCAUACUACCACCCGGAACCGACGUUACCACAAAUUCCUAUGCCGCAGCAUCCUCCCCUGGAGACUCGGCGCAGCGAUCCGACACCACUGAGCAGUAGCCCACACCCUUCCUCGCCACAUGCCAACUACAGCUCGUCGCCACCCACCAGGUCGAGUCCAGGCGACCCACGACGCAUGAGUGCUUCACCAACAAAAUAUGCUGCAUACCGAGACAGCCCUCUGCGACACUCUACCACACACCAGGACAUCCCUGUCGCCUCCACCGCCUCCGCCUCCAGCACAUCGAGCUACUUGCCAAAGCCUUUAGCUUUAUCGUACGAUACUCCAGCGCAGCAGAGCCAGCCGCAAUGUCAUGAAUCGAUCGGCGAUAGGAGUCCACUGCAAAUGAUCGAGCACAACUUUGCUCCGCAGCAGACUUCGAGGUCACCCCGCAAGUCAUUCAAUCCCUCAGAAGAACCCGUCCAAAGGCCCACAAGCUCUGCUGGCGAGUUCCCUGCGCCUCACCAGAUCACCCCAAACUACGGCGUCGACUUCAUGGCAGAUCCCGUUGAGCAAGAUCAGAGAGGUCGAUACAUCAGGCGGAACUCCUUUCUAGACGACUACGACGACCCAUACAAGGCUCCCCAGCGAGCCCAGACUUUCGACUCCGCCGACUUCGACCACCGGAACACCUUCAGCUCGGAGCCACAAUUGGUCCGCCCACGAGCUGUGAGCCCGAAUCCAAAUCACGCAGUGCCGCGGAAGUCUGUCAGUCCGGCACCUCCGAUCGAGCGAUAUUCCGGUAGCAUUCCAUUUGGGCCAGAUUCUUUCAACUCCUUCAACCCAGCCUCGAGCCAGGGAUCGGCGCACAGGGACUGGGCUGAGAGUCCGAGGAACGAGAAGCUGCACGAGAUCGAGCCCAUUAUCGGCAAUGACGGUCGCGUCAUCGAUCCCUCGGAUCACCUGCCUUCGGACACGUGGGCUCCCGAGCCAGAGCGUAAAAAUCGCCAGCCAGAGCAUGUCAUCCACAUCCGCACAAAGGGUUCGGCGCAGCAUACUCGAGCCGGCUCCUCUCCUGCCGCUCCGAAGGCGCUGUCUAUACCAAGCUCACCAUACAACAAUCACAAUAGCUCACCUGCACCGCUGGAACCGAUCACGACUCCGACUUCAGGUCGACGACGUCUGCAGAAAGCUCCGCCAUCGACGCGUCCUUUGCCGCAACAGCCCUACCCGACGCAACACGCGAAUUCCUCUCCCGGCGCGAUUCCCCAGACACAACAUUUCGACACGACCUCUCAACCACAACAGCAACACAUCCGUCCAAGAUCCAGCGCAGGCCCUCCUUCUCAGCAGCCUCGGCCGCACCGCAACUCCUUCAACAAUUCUCCUCAUUCGGCGGGGCAGACUGCUCGACCGCCGCUUUCAGACUACCAAGUGCCGAUCAGCCCAACGACGACGCCAACGAAAGUCCAGAUGCCUCGACCGCAGAGCUAUGCACCACCAAGCGUAUAUGAUGAUCCGCUAGCAGCGGAGUUGAGCAUGAUUGAUAUUGGGCCGAGUCGCAGUGGACAACGGACAGCAUUGAGAGGCGGUGGUGGUGGUGGUGGGAGAUACGGUGGGUACUGA